This is a messenger RNA of Ruditapes philippinarum (Manila clam), 1070 nucleotides long. RefSeq lists its product as uncharacterized. Gene Ontology annotation, cellular component: nucleus. The annotation marks the transcript as partial. The transcript has 2 exons. The record is from RefSeq and is a predicted model, not a curated record. Gene Ontology annotation, molecular function: DNA binding. NCBI's taxonomy places the organism in Eukaryota, Metazoa, Mollusca, Bivalvia, Venerida, Veneridae.
AUGCAAAAGGCGCAUUUUGCUCUACAGUUUGGGAUACCAGUACAAACUUUGAGAGACAGAGUUAAAGGUUACAUUGACCCUGUUCAUUUUAAGAAAACAAAGGAAACUUGUUUUAGAGAUGAUGAGGAACUGACCCUUGUUGAACAUGUUGAGACCAUGGCUGAGCUUGGGUAUGGAUAUAGUAAUACUCAGCUACAGCAUGCUGCUGCAACCGUGCAAGGUCCACCACACCCGAAUGUGUUAAGAAGUAUUAUUGAAAACCUUGCUGCUAUUUUUAAUAAAUAUAACCUACACACAAAGCCACAAAACAUUUAUAACAUUGAUGAGACUGGGUUACAACCAGACCAUAGACAACCUAAUGUAAUUGCUCCUACAAAUAGUAAACCACAAGCUAUAACUUCUCCAAGGUCUACAACUACUACAUUGAUUGGCUGUGCAAAUGCAGCUGGUAAUUCUCUGCCACCAUAUUUUGUAUUUAAAGGAAAAAGAUAUAACCCUGACUUGAUGAAAGGAGCUACAGUAGGCACAGGUUACUCAAUGUCAGACAGUGGAUGGUCAAAUGCUGUCAUCUUCAGAACAUAUCUUGAAGACCAUUUCCUUCCACAUGUGAGAGGUCAAUUAAGUGUUGAUAACCCUGUACUAGUUCUGUAUGAUGGUCAUGCCUCUCACAUUAAUGAACCACUGGUCAAAUGGGCAAGAGAACAGAACAUCAUACUUUUUGUUCUCCCUGCACACACAUCACAUAUACUGCAGCCCCUAGAUGUUGGCAUGUUUGGCCCACUAAAAUCAUUUUAUUACACAGAAUGUGCAAUCUAUAUGAAUAAACACAUGGGUAAAACUAUCACUCGAUAUGAAAUCUGCCAGCUGGCUUGUAAGGCUUACUUGAAAUCCAUGACUCCAAUCAAUAUAUUGUCAGGUUUCAAGAAAACUGGAAUAUUUCCACUUUCUCCAGAAGAAGUACCUAUGCAAAAGUUGCUUCCGUGUGAAAGUUUUAGAGAAAAUAAGCCACUGCAAAAAGCAAAAGCACUGAAAGAAGGAAAACAUGCUGUAGAGGAAUUUUUCAAACAAAA